UUCGAGAGUGGUUUCUUUUAUUGAAGUGGUUCUUCGGCGUGGACCAGAUGCAUUCCGAAGGACACGAGGCUGACAAGCACACCUUUUUGGCUAAGGCAGAUGCCAACGCUUUGCUCGAGCCUAGAAUUAUCCGCCCACUCGAUCAAACUGUCAUUGAUCGAAUUGCCGCAGGCGAAAUUAUUCAACGGCCUGCCAAUUGCAUCAAGGAACUACUGGAGAAUUCGAUUGACGCCAAGUCUACCGCCAUUCAGAUUUGCGUUAAAGAAGGCGGACUCAAGUACGUGAGCAUCACAGACGAUGGUACAGGCAUAAGGAAGGAGGACAUGAAGAUAGUUUGCGAGCGCUGGACUACGAGCAAGCUGUGUCGGUUUGAGGACCUGCAGACUAUUGGGACUUAUGGCUUUCGUGGCGAGGCGCUUUGUUCCGUGAGUCAUAUUGCCCACGUGACGAUUGUUUCGAUGGUGCGCGGCUGCUCGAGCGCCUACAGAGCCACGUACCGUGAUGGGAAGCUUUGUGAGGACCAAAAAGGGUCACCCGAGCCGAAACCGUGCGCCGGCAUACCUGGAACGCAAAUAAUAGUCGAGGAUUUGUUUUACAACUAUCCGCUUCGGAAAAGAGCGUUUUCCGCGUCGGAGGAGUAUCACAGAAUUUACGACGUGGUUUCUAAAUACGCGAUUCACAACGCGGGUAUUGCGUUCAACUUGAAGAAGUUGGGUGAGAACCGAGCAGACAUAGCCACGAAGAAGGUUAAUUCGAUAAAGGACAAUAUUCGAGAGCAAUAUGGAUCAAGUUUAGUUAAGGAGUUGGUUCAGAUAGAACUGGAGGAGGCGCGUCCGUUCCAUUACAGAGUGUUUGGUUUUAUAUCGAAUGGUAAUUUGCAGGCGAAGAAGAGCGAGUUUAUUUUGUUCGUCAAUCAUCGAUUGGUGGAGUGUCCUGCUCUGAAAAAGAGCAUCAAGGCGCAGUACAGCACCGUUUUUUCGAAGGCGCCGUCGGCGUGGACGUAUUUGUCCGUAGAGUUAGAUUCGAGGUACGUGGACGUUAAUGUGCACCCGACGAAGAGGGAGGUACGUAUCCAAGACGACAGAGUGGUAUUUGGGAGGAUAAUGGAGUGCAUAGGAGCUGAGUUGGACGUGAUAGGCAUGACACGUGCAUUUGCUCAAGACAGAGCGGGCUCUCGCCUUGCGACCUCUGAGGCUAUUUGCUACAGUCGUUCUAGUGCCAAUGGGAAGAACGGCGUGGUGCCAUGGGAGAUUGACCGGAGUGAGAGUCGAACAAGAAGUAUGAACGCGUUUUUGGGGCCAUUGGAACGGCCGAAGUCAGUGCGCGAUUGCGAAGUUGAGUCGUUUGAGUGUCUGGACGUAGAUUUGAAUGGCUUGGAGCAGGGUUUGGAGUUGCAGAGGUUGGCGAGCGAGACGUCAUCGGAGUGGAAAGACGUGUCUAGUAAAAAACGAGCUAGAGAGCUUCUUGACGAGGGUGGAAGUCAAAGGACGUCCUCGGUGCAGAGGAUGUACAAGCCGGUCAGAAUUAAGCCUAGGGAAUCGCCAUCUCUGCUUUCUGUGAAGGAGCUGUUAUCUGAGGCGGAGAGGACCUCUCAUGUGGGCCUCAAGGCGUUGUUUCAUGAUUGCGCAUUCGUGGGGUGCGUAUCUCCUAGACAUGCGCUCGUUCAGUAUAAGACGCAGUUGUUUAUGUGUGAUAUGCACGAGCUGAGCAAAGAGCUGUUUUAUCAGGAGUGCUUACACAGGUUGGGCGAAUUGACGCCGAUUGAACUGACGGAGCCCGCGCCAAUCGUCGAGUUGGUCAAAAUUGCCCUCACUUUUCCGGAGGCCAAUUGGGACCCGCUGGACGGAGAUCCGGACGACAUCGGGCGAGCGAUUCAAAAGUCGCUGAUUUCAAAAAAAGAUUUGAUGGAAGAUUAUUACUCGGUACAAAUUUCUUCUGACGGGUACAUCAAAACAUUGCCCGAAGUCAUCGAUGGCCUUGUGCCGUUUGCUAUGGACGGGCUGGCCAUGUUCGUGUUGAGGCUUUACACGGAGGUGGGCUGGAUCGAGGAAAAGGAGUCUUUGGAGAGGAUAGCGAGGGAACUGGCUUUGUUGUACGCGCUACCGGACUAUGCUGAAGACGAGGACGGGCAGAUAGAUCACCAGAUGGCCUGGUCGGUCGAGCAUCAGCUCUUGCCGAGUUUGAGAGUUCGAUUCAUGCCUCCGACCGCGUUUGUGAACAGUGGGGCCGUGAGGUUGGUGACGAAGUUGAGCAAGUUGUACAGGGUGUUCGAGAGGUGCUGAGGCGAGGGAGUGGGUGUUUGCGCCAG
Molecule: messenger RNA, 2308 nt
Organism: Schistocerca gregaria
Lineage: Eukaryota; Metazoa; Arthropoda; Insecta; Orthoptera; Acrididae
Product: DNA mismatch repair protein Mlh1-like
Exons: 2
Coding region: 48-2282 (744 amino acids)
Biological process (GO): mismatch repair
Cellular component (GO): MutLalpha complex
Molecular function (GO): ATP binding; ATP hydrolysis activity; ATP-dependent DNA damage sensor activity
Source: RefSeq, a predicted model, not a curated record